UAAAAGUUGAACAUAAAAAAUAGUUAAAAACUCUUUCAAGAGAGAAAUAUAUGGAAUCUCUAGCUAUUGGAUCACUUUGCAAGCCAUCUGCUAUGAUUCAGUACUCUGGAGUCGUUAAGCCAUCUUCUUCACUUGUUUUGAAGCAUCAAGCAUGUAUCUUCGAUAAGAAUCGAUACAUGACAUUUCAACAAAGGCAUGUCAACUAUCACAUGGCAGCUGAGAGCUUCUACAAACGAUCCAUGCUCCAUGGAAGACCCGAAAAGAAGUUCGAAUUGGAUGCAACAUCUACCAACGAUCCUGGAUCUGAUGCAGCUCAUAUGAAUCCGAUGCAAACCACUGUGAAUUUCUUGGACGUUCUUUACAGAUUUAUAAGGCCGUAUGCAGCACUUGGAACGGCUCUAAAUGUAGCUUCAAUGGCUCUACUUGCUGUUGAGAAGCUUUCGGAUUUCACCCCACUGUUCUUCGUGAGAUUGUUGCAGGCUCUUGUUGGAAGCCUGUUGAUGCAAAUGUAUGUCACUGGUUUCAACCAGAUAUGUGAUAUAGAACUCGACAAGGUUAACAAGCCAUUUCUCCCAUUAGCGGCAGGGGAUCUAUCUAUGAGAACUGCUAUUAUCGUCUCUUCACUAUCAGCAAUUAUGAGCUUAUCGAUUGCAUGGAUAACUAGUUCUGCGCCUUUAUUUUGGUGUUUGGUUGGGUGGUUUCUGGUGGGGACUGCAUAUUCAGCCAAUGUGCUUCCUUUAUUACGAUGGAAGAGGUUUCCUCUGACAGCGGCUUUAUACAUGCUAAUGGCUCGAGUAUUAAUGCUUCCAGUAGGAUGCUACAUGCAUAUGAAGAAUUCUAUCCAUGGAAGGUCUAUUUUACUUUCAAGACAAACACUCUUUGCUUUUGGAAUACUUAGUAUGUUCUCAAUUGCCAUAAUAUUCUUUAAGGUGAAAGACAUCCCCGAUAUUAAGGGAGACCAGAUGCAUGGAAUUAAAUCACUUGCUUCACGUCUGGGUCAAACACGGAUGUUCUGGAGUUGCAUUUGGGUCCUUGAAAUCACGUAUAUUGUUGUUGCCUUUGUGGGAGCUACGUCGAGCGUCACUUGGAGUAAAUAUGUAACGAUAUUUGGACAUCUGACGAUGGCAUCAUUACUAUGGAUGCGUGCCAAAUCUGUAGAUUUGAAAAGCAAGGAAGACAUACAAUCAAUGUAUAUGUUCCUAUGGCAGCUCUUCUAUGCCGAAUACUGCCUACUUCCAUUUUUACGCUAAACCAAUAGUUUUACAUUGAAGAACAAUAAACCAAUAUCAAGUAAAAUCAAGUUUCAUAUAGGCUUUCUACGUAUGGAAUUUUUUAUUCAGGUUGUGAUGAUGAUUAAUGUUGUUAGCCAUGAAUUAUCUGUUUAUUUUUAUUUUUUCUUUGACUAAUGUAUUAUUUUUAUUCCUAUAUGGUUCAUUGAAAACUUCCAGUCCGUAUA
Molecule: messenger RNA, 1456 nt
Organism: Lactuca sativa (garden lettuce)
Lineage: Eukaryota; Viridiplantae; Streptophyta; Magnoliopsida; Asterales; Asteraceae
Product: homogentisate phytyltransferase 1, chloroplastic
Cellular component (GO): membrane
Molecular function (GO): prenyltransferase activity
Source: RefSeq, a predicted model, not a curated record